This is a messenger RNA of Epinephelus moara (kelp grouper), 4034 nucleotides long. It is a transcript of the gene mfsd2ab, whose product is annotated as MFSD2 lysolipid transporter A, lysophospholipid b. Gene Ontology annotation, biological process: carbohydrate transport. Gene Ontology annotation, cellular component: membrane. The record is from RefSeq and is a predicted model, not a curated record. Gene Ontology annotation, molecular function: lysophospholipid:sodium symporter activity. The transcript has 14 exons. The coding region runs from base 152 to 1738 and encodes 528 amino acids. NCBI's taxonomy places the organism in Eukaryota, Metazoa, Chordata, Actinopteri, Perciformes, Serranidae.
UGUGUGCCUUCACAUCUCCACAGUGUUCACGUUGUUGUAGUGCCACGACGAUUCAUUUGGACGCGUUUCCUCAGACCUCAUCUGGUGUUUGAUAUUUCUACAUUUUUUAUUUACUCAGUUUUGAUCCAAUAGAAGCAGCAGCUGCUCUGAUAUGGCCAAAGGAGAAGGAGGUGAACAGUACUCUAACGCCAGCUUAUUGAAUAAACCUGUCAGCCCGGAUGGAAUCAAGCUCGCGAGGAAGCAUGAUCGCAGUAACAGGUUGUCAGUCUGCAGCAAGAUAUGCUAUGCCAUCGGCGGGGCGCCCUACCAGAUCACGGGGUGUGCCCUGGGAUUUUUCCUGCAGAUCUAUCUGCUGGACGUAGCUCAGCUGGAUCCCUUCUAUGCCUCCAUUAUCUUGUUCGUGGGUCGUGCAUGGGACGCCAUAACUGACCCCACCGUGGGCUUCCUGGUCUCCCGGAGCCCGUGGACGCGUUUUGGACGCAUGCUGCCUUGGAUCCUGCUCUCGACCCCUCUGGCUGUGCUUUCCUAUUUCCUCAUCUGGUACGUGCCUCCCUUCGACGACGGCAAAGUCAUCUGGUACCUCUUCUUCUACUGCAUCUUCCAGACCCUGCAAACAUGCUUCCAUGUGCCGUACUCCGCCCUCACCAUGUUCAUCAGCUCGGAGCAGAAGGAAAGAGACUCAGCCACAGCCUACAGGAUGACGGUGGAGGUUCUGGGCACUGUUCUUGGUACAGCUAUCCAGGGGCAGAUCGUGGGCAUGGCCAACGCUCCCUGCCUCCCAGGACCUGGUGAUAUCAUGGCAGACCUGAGCAACUCCUCUCUGUCUGCUGGACUCAAUGACUCAGUGCAUGUCAUUUCCCUGGAACACACGAAAGCAGCCUACAUGAUAGCUUCAGGUGUCAUCUGCAUCAUGUAUGUCCUGUGUGCCAUCGUUCUUUUCUUCGGUGUGAAAGAGCUUAAAGAGUCAAGUCGUCCCAGGUCGGAGCCAAUGGGCUUCUUCCAGGGCAUCAAGCUGGUGAUGGGACAUGGACCGUACGCCAAACUGGUCAUGGUCUUCCUCUUUACCUCGCUGGGUUUCAUGCUCCUGGAGGGAAACUUUGCUCUGUUCUGCAGCUCCACACUGGGCUUCAGGAACGACUUCCAGAAUAUACUGCUGGUCAUCAUGCUCUCCGCCACUCUGGCCAUCCCCUUCUGGCAGUGGUUUCUGACUCGCUUCGGGAAGAAGACGGCGGUUUUCACUGGCAGCUUGUCUGUGGUCCCCUUCAUGAUCCUGGUGGUGUGUAUAAAGAGUAACCUGAUCGUCACCUACAUUUGCUCCUUCGCUGCCGGAGUCGGCGUGGCUUCAGCCUUCCUGCUGCCCUGGUCUAUGCUGCCUGACGUUGUCGACGAUUUCCAAGUGCAGAACCCCGAGUCCACCGGCCACGAAGCUCUCUUCUAUUCUUUCUACGUCUUCUUCACCAAGUUUGCCUCUGGAGUCUCCCUCGGCAUCUCCACCCUCAGUUUAGAUUUUGCAGGCUACAUCAGUCGAGGCUGCACUCAACCACAGGAAGUGGAUAUAACCUUGAAAGUGCUGGUCUCCGCCGCCCCCGUAGCUCUCAUCAUAAUCGGCCUGGUCAUCCUGUACUCGUACCCGAUCAAUGAGGAGAGGAGGCAAGGCAACCGCAAACUGCUGCAGGAACAGAGGGACAACGAGGUUGAUUCAGAAACAGACUCAACAGAACUGUCCAACAUGGUGUAGCACCUGUUAGAGAGCCACGGACCAAUCAGGUGAUGGACUGGCAUUUUGCACUGGGCGGGACCAACUUACCUGGGCCUGUCGGAUCAUACUGUACAGACACUGCCUCGUCCAAUCACAAUGCUGCUGAUCCAAGUCUACAAGACUCAAAAGUGUCAACGCUUCAGCCAAGCUGAGGCCUUACUAUAAAUAAAACAUCCUCCCUCUGCAGUUGUGACAUUUUCCCAGCAUGACGUUCACUCUCCUCUUUCGUCCAGUCCGAUCUCAAAGCCUUACUUUUUGUAUGAAACACGUCUUUUGAGUGCUGCGGAUAAAUCUUUUUUUAAGGGCUGGCCUUGUUCUCAGCUGAAAUUGCACAAAACUCUGAAAUGUGAUGGAGCACGUUGUGUCAGUGCUUCCAUUAUUGGUGCUACUCGCUGGAGCUGAACAGUCCUUGAACUUGGAGCAUUAACGACAACGCUUUAGUCCUGAACAUCGAGAGAAACUUGAACAAUCGGUGACGACGCCUUAACACGCCUCUCUCUGGGGUCAGACAUGAUUAACUGACAAACUAAUCCUCAUGUCAGUUGCUUGCUCGAGUCAUCGACUUAAUGUUUAUUUUUGAACGUGUUAAAAUGUGUUUUGUAAUUUUUACAAUUAAUCCUCAUUGUUUACGUUCACCAGUUAGCCAGUUAGUUUCCAUCUCAUUCCCACUGGCUUUGUUUUGUUAAAGAAGCCUUCAUAAUGUGAUGCUGGAGCAGAGCAGCAACGCCAUCAAACUAAAACCACUACAACCGUAAACGCACUUAGUUUGCUAUUAUGUGACUUAACCUGAAAACACACUGGCACCACCACGGCGUGACGUGACGCACAUGAAGUGCCGCCCCUAGCACACCAUGGACGCGUCGUGCUGCAGCUCGGCAACAGACGACAAUGUAACGCAAGAUCUGAACUUCCUCCACCUCUGCGUUAGCUUAAAAUCACGUGUGGACAGCUGCAAAUUAAACUCAAAUUCUCACCUGAAGAUCCGAUCUCCAGAGCUGUGACUCGCCAGGAAGCAUCUUCUUGGCCACUGUCUUUGUCAUGACGGGAUCGUGGGUCUUUUAGCUCGAGAUAUUUCUCUCCUCAUCAGGUCUUUGUCGCAUACGAGACAAGAGACAAGACCAAAGUUUUCUUAAUACAUGCAUGGUGAGGAGAGGAGUCGAGCUGCCACAGGAGCAGAGAGUGUGGGGUUGUUCAGUGAAAAUAAUAGGGGCGUGCUUUUCGAUGCGUGGCUUUCGCCGCUGGUGUGUUUUGGCCUUUACAUUAUUGUAUUUAUAGGACAGCUACUGAAGACAGAGACAGCAUUUUUUUCCACUUCCUAAAAACUGAGCAAAGCGGUGACUUCAGCCGGUACAGACUUAGUGAUAUUUAAAUAUUUAUUAGUUUUGAUUUUACUGUUUAUGAAUUCAUGUUUGCUGCAGUCGUGCUCCUCGCAGUGUUUAAACGUGUGCGUGAGGCCUGCGAGGUUCGUGCCGAAUUGGAAAAGUUUCAAAACCUGAAAAAAUGUCAGAGUCAUAUUUUAUUUAAAAAAAAAAAAAAAACAUUUACAGGCCUUUUAAUGCAUGUUGCCAUAGCGACUAUCUCUGCCAUAUGCAUUGGAAAAGGGAAGCACAUAAUUUGAAAAAAAAAAACCAAGAUUGGAAGUCAGAGGAGUGAACAUGUUGUGACCUCCUGCAUGUGUGUAUUGAAUGUUGUAUAUAUGUUUGUUUAUUGAAGGAAGAAUGAUUUGUAAACAUCUCAAUCCUCGACAUGAACGUGUGGAUUGACAGAUUUCAUAUCUGUUGAUAUGGAAAUGUGUACAUACAGUUUCAUAUGUUAUACAUACUGUUGCAUCUUCAACGUGUUGUUUCUCACAGCCGUGUUGCUCAUGUCAAAAUGUUCAUAUUUCUUUCGCUUUAUAUUUUGUGUGUUUUUUCUUCCCGUGUAUCUGAGCAGAGGAUUUUCUGCACGUGCUCACUCGGUGCCAUCUUCACCCACUAACCCUGUAAUAACUGUACAUCCUUUAAACCCCGCCCUGUUUUAUUUCGUCACGUGUCAGUGACCCUCCCUCAUGACUCUUGAGGCUGUAGCCAGAUGUGUGAGCUUUAACCCCGCGGGGACACACAGACGCCUUGUGACCACGCCUCCUGUGCAUAUGUGUAAAUAUUGUAUGUAAAGCUGUAAAUCUUUGAUAUUUGUGGCUGUGAAAUGAACCCGUAUACACUGUACUGUAGUUAUUUAAGAAGAGAUGUUGAGAUUGAAAAAAGAUAUUGUUAAUAAAUACUAAUUGAUAAGUGUA